AUGGUCGGUGUACCAACAAGUAACAGGUGUGAUAACUGUCGGAUAAGGAAGAAGAAGUGUGGAGAGCAGCGCCCAUCUUGCGCAGAAUGCAUUCGCAGUGGUUGGGACUGUCCGGGGUACCCACCCCGUUGGAAGUUCGUGAACGAAACGCCUAGACUAAAGAAACUGUACUCUCGGAGGAGAUACAUCUUCGAAUCCAAUACUACAAGCCCAGAUGUUAUGAGACCAGAGAAGAUCAUCUUUGGGUCCAUAGAAUCUGGUUCGGACUUAUUUCUUUUGGAGAACUUUGAAGUAGUCUCUCCAGAAAUUCCCCGAUUUCAUGACAAUAAUCCUCUGGCUACUAAAUUGAUGUACUGUCUGGGAUGCAAAGUGAAAGGGGAUCUAGUACCUCUUUGGCUGAUUGGAUCAUUUUUUCAAUACAUACCUGGUCGUUUGGGCUACAACAUCGCUCUCGAUGACGCCAUAACUUGUGUUUGCAGUUUGUAUUGCGAUAGGUCUUCGAAAGAAUAUACCAAAUCGAAAGCCAUCUACAGAAAUUAUGUUCGAGCAUUAUCUUCAUUGCAAAAGUGUUUAGUCGAAGAACGUCUCCGUUUCCAAUCGGAAACAUUGUGUGCUUCUCUUUUAUUGCAGAUGUGCGAACUUGUUGUGAAUGUCGAUAAAGCCAAAUGGAUUGAUCUCGCUCGUGGAACUUCUCAGCUCAUUCAAGCACGGGGGGUGGGUCGAUACAAAGAUCCAUUUGAUCUUGGAAUGCUUGAAUCUCAGCUGAGUUACAUUGUCAUUCAAUCUGCCAGAUUCAAGGAAGACUGCUAUCUUCGCCAACCAGAAUGGCGGGCCCUCCUUGCAACUACAUCUGCAUGGCCUAGCAACACAAUCACUACGAAGGAGCUCAAAUCUCUGGAAUUGCGGAUCGAGCUUUGCCAUCAGCUAUUCGAAAUACCCAGCAUUCUUAUGGAAGCCUCGUCGUUUCUUCAAAAUUCCGGUGGACUGUUGGCAGGCUCUUAUCCUAUUUUCAUGGAUAACAUUCUCGAAAUUUGUUCUAAGAUGAAGGCAUGGCUAAGUUGCGGAGUAGAGCCUCACAUUUUUCCCAAUCCAUGGGAUAAGGCUGGAGCUACAGUUCAGUAUUCGGACCCGAUUGCAGGUGUUGUAGACUGCGUGGCCAAUACAACACUUCUGACACUCGACAAAGUCAUCUGUUCAUUAUACCACGGAAGCAUGGCAACACACGCAGUUGACACAUUCGAUGACCCGGAAGUCGUAGAGGGGUGGUAUCGCCGCGCAAUAAAGGCGUACGACUUCGUACAAAGCGAGUCAACUUUUGCCGCCAAACCUUUAGGAAUUGGGUUGCGACAAUUUCAAACAUCUAGCCCGAAGCCACUCGCCGAGACAAAAUCAUGA
Botrytis deweyae is the source of this 1395-nucleotide messenger RNA. RefSeq lists its product as uncharacterized. Gene Ontology annotation, molecular function: zinc ion binding; DNA-binding transcription factor activity, RNA polymerase II-specific. Gene Ontology annotation, biological process: regulation of DNA-templated transcription. The transcript is spliced from 4 exons. The record is from RefSeq and is a predicted model, not a curated record. NCBI's taxonomy places the organism in Eukaryota, Fungi, Ascomycota, Leotiomycetes, Helotiales, Sclerotiniaceae. The coding region runs from base 1 to 1395 and encodes 464 amino acids.